Messenger RNA from Macadamia integrifolia, 2694 nucleotides. RefSeq names its product cyclin-T1-4-like. The coding region runs from base 266 to 1171 and encodes 301 amino acids. Gene Ontology annotation, biological process: regulation of transcription by RNA polymerase II; positive regulation of DNA-templated transcription, elongation. Gene Ontology annotation, molecular function: cyclin-dependent protein serine/threonine kinase activator activity. NCBI's taxonomy places the organism in Eukaryota, Viridiplantae, Streptophyta, Magnoliopsida, Proteales, Proteaceae. The transcript has 7 exons. Gene Ontology annotation, cellular component: cyclin/CDK positive transcription elongation factor complex; nucleus. The record is from RefSeq and is a predicted model, not a curated record.
AUUUGUCAGACCUUAGAUCUUAGACCUUUUUUGUUAUCGUUAUUUUUCGCCGUUCCUUCCUCAUGUGGUCAUAUGCGCCUCCUCUUCUCUUCCAGUUUACCUUUCCCGAUUGCAAUCAACCACUUCCACCUAAACAGAAACAUAAUCAAACUCCAAUUCAGCCUUUUUCGAGACUAAUUUCUCCAAGAUUUCGACGGUAUUGAAUCCUUACAUUGAAGAACGGGGAAGAAGAGAAGAGAGAUUCAUCUCUCGCUACGAACAGAAGAUGCCUAUCUCAAGGACUCGCCGACCCCAAGGAGGCAGUUUUGGAAAUGAACAUGGGUCCUCGUUCAGUCGACGCUACAGCAGCAACUCCCAUGACUUUGCAGGGAAAUUCAGGGAUCACGUUUAUAAUGCUAAUAAUGAUGAAACUAUAUAUGUUCCUUCCUUAAAGAAGAGAAAAUUUUCAGCCUCUGGUUGGGAGAACAGUGGGAGAUACCAUUGGCAGCCUGGAACUGUUGGUGAUGCCCCUUCAACAAGUGCUAGUUUGUUUCUUGCCCCCACGAGAGCUGACACUAGUGCUUACACACAUUCAAGCCAUAAACGUGACCGGUCGGAAUUAGAGGAUGAUGCAAUCUUUAUGUCAAGGGAUGAGAUCGAGAGAAGCUCUCCAUCAAGGAAGGAUGGUAUUGAUUCUGUUCGAGAAACACAUCUACGUUACUCAUACUGUGCCUUCCUUCAGAAUCUUGGAAUGCGGCUGGAACUACCACAAACUACUAUUGGAACUGCCAUGGUCUUAUGCCACCGUUUUUUUGUCCGGAGAUCUCAUGCAUGCCACGAUCGAUUUUUGAUUGCAACUGCUGCUCUGUUCCUUGCUGCAAAGUCUGAGGAGACAGCACGACCUUUGAACAAUGUAUUGAGGACAUCUUGUGAAAUUUGUCAUAAGCAGGAUCUUACUUUCUUCUCCUAUAUGCUUCCUGUUGACUGGUUUGAGCAAUAUAGAGAACGGGUGAUUGAGGCUGAGCAAAUGAUACUGACAACUCUAGAUUUUGAGCUUAACGUACAUCAUCCUUAUGUUCCUCUUACAUCCGUCCUUAACAAAUUAGGCCUUUCACAAUCUGUUUUGGUGAACCUGGCACUGAACUUGGUGAGCGAAGGGGUCUUCACAAGAAUAGCGUGCUCACCUGUAUGAUAUUCUUAGCUGGCGGAUUGAUAUGCUGUUCAUGGGCCUCAUUAUUAUUCCUCUUUUGAUCAUCUCUUUCAUCCUGCAAAGCUUCCUUCAAAGAUUGACAAAUUAUUUCAGAGUGAAGAAGAGAAUUUGCUUUUGUAGCUUAACUUUGCAGUUUAGUUCAUGUUGUGGUCAAGCUACCUUCUUUGUCAUUCUAAGCCAAUUGAGGCAGGAUAAAGCUUCCUCAAUAUUUAUAUGCUGUUGGAAUCUAAAUAACUUGGAUUCAGACAGCCACAAUAGGUGGUAUUUUUAGAAAGGACAGAAGCAUUAAGGUUUUCUUGUGGCCUAGCAGUAUCAAGGGAUCUAGAAUGUGAAGGAAAGGGAAUCUUUGGAAAGUUUUGAGCGAUGGAUACCCUAUUUGGUUCUUAUGUUGCAGAAGGCGACCCAUUUCAUGUUAUCUCUUUGGUGUCUACAGAGGUUAUGGGGGGUCCUUGGAGGCUUACAGAAAUCUUGUGAUCUGUUGCUUGAGUUAACGUGAAUAUGGAAUUGGAAAUCUUUUCAGCCAUUUUACUUUAGUUUUAUGUAACCACAUUGUCAAUUCCAUAAGUAGAUUUUUUUUUUUUUUUUUUUUUUUUUUUGUCAUAUAGUAAAUGUGGUUUUCUUGGUAUACUCCCAUACUUACAUGUGGCUUCCCUAAAGUGACUAGCGGCAAUGCUUAUAUCAGUUUUCUUGGCUGUUUACCCUCGGUGUGGACUUCCCAUUUUUUGUACAUUUUUGGCCCAUUAGGAUACUUCCUGCUUGUCAGCCUUGGAAGUAUGCUUAUAUACUUGCACAUGCAUGUGCUAUGAGUAUGACAUCAUGCGUGUUAGCAUGUCUCUUCGUGCAACACUGUUGAGCAGAAGAUACCAUGUACUUCCUACUUCAUGAUUGCAAAUUGAAACAUCCCAUUACCUAUGGCAAUGGAAUUGCGUGUGGAUUGCUCUGUGUGGACACCCCUGUAGCAGAAUUGGGCCUGGAGCUGAUGAAUUGUUCCAAAAGGUUUAACAUAUUGCUGUAGUUUUGGCACUGAGCCAGCGUUUCUGCUGAAGAUUCCUGGAAAAUAUUCCACCUGGUUGCUGCAUUCUUAGUUGGUAAGGAAAGAAUGUUUGAGGAACUGGCUUGUUUUUGGUUACUAGAAAUCUGCUUCUUGCUGUAUAUUUAUCUUUAUGAUACUGAUCAAUUGUGCUGAUGGAAAAACACCAUGUACAAGAAAUUGCUGCUGAUAUUUAGUGUUGCUGCAGAUGGUUGGUUUGGCUGUGUAUUUAUCUUUCAUCCAUCUUGAACAGUGCUUGGCCUCUUUUUUUCCCCCCUCUUCUAGGGCAAUUGCUUGCAAAUUGAAGGGAGCAUUUUUUUUUUUUUUUUUGGCAGGCUUCGGAGCUCAUUGUGGCUUCAAUUUAAACCCUACCACAUUGCUGCUGGGGCUGCAUACCUUGCUGCCAAGUUCCUCAAUUUUGAUCUCGCUUCUUACCAAAAUAUUUGGCUGGAGUUCCAGAUCACACCAUCUAUUC